AUUCUCACUUGGUCUCCAGCAGCGGGGGCAUCCUGCACCCUCAGCCUCCAUCUGCGAGAGGAGCAGCAGGUGUGGAGCCUCUGGCUUGGAGACUGAGCGGGGAGGCUGGGAGCCCAGGAGGCCAUUUGACCCCAUUCUCUCUCAUGACUUGGUAAAACUCAAGGUCACCGGGACAUCAGCACCUGUUUCUCGUGACAGCUUAGCACCCAGGUGUGUCCUGCAAGUUGUUGGUGCCUCCACAGCUUCUGACUGACCUAGUGAAGACCUCUAGGCCUUGGGAGCCCAAGGGCUCUUUUGGGCUGACACGUGUACUGGUCCUGAGAAGUCACUGGGCCUCUGCAUCAGAGAUUCAACUGUCAGGGAGACAACGCAAUGGCAGAAAAGGGUGUGUCCCGGGGGGCCGGGCGGCGGUUCUGGUCACUACCAAGGAAGCGUCGGGGAGCACCGGGGCGCCACAAGCCAGAUGAAAUCAUGCACCAGGACAUCGUCCCGCUCUGUGCUGCCGACAUCCAGGAGCAGCUGAAGAAGGGCUUUGCUUACCUGUCUGGUGGGCGGGGACAGGACGGAAGCCCAGUCAUCACCUUCCCUGACUACCCAGCCUUCAGCGAGAUCCCGGACAAGGAGUUCCAGAAUGUCAUGACCUAUCUCACCAGCAUCCCCAGUUUGCAAGAUGCUGGCAUUGGAUUCAUCUUGGUCAUAGACCGAAGGCAGGACAAAUGGACCUCUGUGAAGGCGUCAGUCCUGCGGAUAGCUGCAUCUUUCCCAGCCAACCUGCAGCUUGUCCUUGUUCUUCGGCCCACGGGCUUUUUCCAGAGGACUCUCUCGGACAUCGCCUUCAAGUUCAACAGAGAUGAGUUUAAGAUGAAAGUGCCGGUCAUGAUGCUAAGCUCGGUGCCAGAACUACACGGCUACAUUGAUAAGUCGCAGCUGACCGAGGACCUCGGGGGGACCCUGGACUACUGCCACUCUAGGUGGCUGUGCCACCGCACAGCAAUUGAAAGCUUCGCCCUGAUGGUGAAGCAGACAGCUCAGAUGCUGCAGGCCUUCGGGACCGAGCUGGCCGAGACAGAGCUGCCUAAUGACGUCCAGUCAACCAGCUUGGUCCUCAGUGCACACACAGAGAAGAAGGCUAAAGUGAAGGAGGAUCUGCAGCUGGCGCUGAAGGAGGGGAACAGCAUUCUUGAGAGCCUCGGGGAGCCCCUGGCUGAGAGCACUGCCCAUAGUGUGAACCAGGACCAGCUGGACAAUCAGGCCACGGUGCAGAGGCUCCUGGCCCAGCUGAAUGAGACUGAGGCUGCCUUUGACGAGUUCUGGGCAAAGCAUCAGCAGAAGCUGGAACAGUGCCUGCAACUGCGGCAUUUUGAGCAAGGUUUCCGGGAGGUCAAAACCACCUUGGAUUCCAUGUCCCAAAAGAUAGCUGCAUUCACGGAUGUUGGAAACAGCCUGGCCCACGUGCAGCACCUCCUGAAGGACUUGACCACCUUUGAGGAGAAGUCCAGUGUGGCUGUGGACAAGGCCCGAGCCCUGUCACUGGAAGGCCAGCAGCUGAUUGAGAACAGGCACUAUGCUGUAGACUCCAUCCACCCCAAGUGUGAGGAGCUCCAGCACCUCUGUGACCACUUCGCCUCGGAGGUCACCAGGAGGCGGGGUCUUCUCAGCAAGUCCUUGGAGCUGCAUAGCCUCCUGGAGACGUCCAUGAAGUGGAGCGACGAGGGGAUCUUUCUGCUGGCCUCACAGCCUGUGGACAAAUGCCAGUCCCAGGAUGGCGCAGAGGCGGCCCUCCAGGAGAUCGAGAAGUUUCUGGAGACUGGUGCAGAAAAUAAGAUUCAGGAGCUCAAUAAGAUUUACAAGGAGUACGAAUGCAUCCUCAACCAGGACCUUCUGGAACACGUGCAAAAAGUCUUUCAGAAGCAGGAGAGCACGGAGGAGAUGUUCCACCGCAGGCAGGCCAGCCUAAAGAAACUGGCAGCCAAGCAGACACGGCCUGUGCAGCCCGUGGCCCCCCGACCAGAGGCGCUCACCAAGUCCCCUUCCCCCUCGCCAGGCUCUUGGCGAAGCUCUGAGAACUCCAGCUCUGAGGGCGGCGCACUCCGCAGAGGGCCCUACAGGAGAGCCAAGAGUGAAAUGAGUGAGCCCCGGCAGGGCCGCACCAGCUCCACAGGAGAAGAGGAAGAGAGCCUAGCCAUCCUGCGCAGACACGUGAUGAAUGAGCUCCUGGACACGGAGCGCGCCUACGUGGAGGAGCUGCUCUGCGUCUUAGAGGGUUAUGCUGCAGAGAUGGAUAACCCCUUGAUGGCGCACCUCAUCUCAACAGGCCUGCAAAACAAGAAGAAUAUUCUGUUUGGAAACAUGGAGGAAAUCUAUCACUUCCACAACAGAAUAUUCCUGCGGGAGCUGGAGAGUUGCAUAGACUGUCCAGAGCUGGUGGGGCGAUGCUUUCUGGAAAGGAUGGAGGAGUUCCAGAUCUAUGAGAAGUACUGUCAGAACAAGCCACGCUCCGAGAGCCUGUGGAGACAGUGCUCCGACUGUCCCUUCUUCCAGGAGUGCCAGAAGAAGCUGGAUCACAAGCUGAGCCUCGACUCCUACCUGCUGAAACCUGUGCAGAGGAUAACCAAGUACCAGCUGCUCCUCAAGGAAAUGCUCAAGUACAGCAAGCACUGUGAAGGGGCAGAGGACCUGCAGGAGGCGCUGAGCUCCAUCCUGGGCAUCCUCAAGGCGGUGAACGACUCCAUGCACCUCAUUGCCAUCACUGGCUAUGAUGGAAACCUUGGUGACCUGGGGAAGCUGCUGAUGCAAGGUUCCUUCAGCGUGUGGACAGACCACAAGAAGGGCCACACCAAAGUGAAGGAGCUAGCCAGGUUCAAGCCCAUGCAGCGGCACCUGUUUCUGCACGAGAAGGCUGUCCUCUUCUGCAAGAAGAGGGAGGAGAAUGGGGAGGGAUACGAGAAGGCUCCUUCCUACAGCUACAAGCAGUCCUUGAAUAUGACUGCUGUCGGCAUCACAGAGAACGUGAAGGGUGACAGCAAGAAGUUUGAGAUCUGGUACAACGCAAGGGAGGAGGUUUACAUCAUUCAGGCGCCAACUCCUGAGAUCAAAGCAGCGUGGGUGAAUGAGAUCCGGAAGGUGCUGACCAGCCAGCUGCAGGCCUGCCGGGAAGCCAGCCAGCACCGAGCCCUGGAGCAGUCCCACAGCCUUCCUUUGCCCACGCCAUCCAGCACCAGUCCCACAAAGGGGAACACAAGAAAUGUCAAGAAGCUUGAAGACCGGAAGACAGACCCGCUCAGCCUGGAAGGCUACGUGAGCUCAUCAUUGCCAAAGCCCCCUGAGAAGGGUAAAGGCUGGAGCAAAACAUCCCACUCACUGGAGGCUCCUGAGGAGGAUGGAGGCUGGUCCAGCGCUGAGGAACUCAUCAAUUCAUCUGAUGCUGAGGAAGACGGGGGAGUGGGCCCUAAGAAGCUGGUUCCGGGUAAAUACACAGUGGUGAUGGAUGAUGAGAAGGGGGGCCCUGACACCCUUGCCAUGAGGAGUGGGGAUAUGGUGGAGGUAGUGGAAGAAGGCGCUGAGGGCCUCUGGUAUGUUCGGGACCUGACCAGCAGCAAGGAGGGAUGGGUGCCAGCCAGCAGCCUAUCCACCCUCCUGGGCAAAUCAAGCUCAGCCCAGUGUCUGAGCAGCUCAGGUAAGACCCACUGUGCGCGCCAGCUGUGCCCUGAGCCUGCCAAGAUCCUCAGCCCAGAGCCUGUUUAAAAGCAGAGGGGUUUCUAGGUGUGCAGAGGGAAGGGCCAGAGCCGAAGCCUGUCUCCGCUGGUUUCCCGCAGACUCCAGCCCAGGGUCAGCCGUGCUGAGCAACUCGUCCAGCUGCAGUGAGGGCUACCCUACUCCCUUCUCCGAGCUCCAGGGAUAGUGGCCAGGCCUCUGUGGCAGGCACUCAAGGCCACGUGCAGUAGACCAGCAUGCAAAUCUCUAAGUUUUUUUUUUUUUCCGCUUGGGCUUGCUUAGUUUGGGAGGGGAUGGUGCUCCAAGAUAUCUGGGAACAGGAGAAUCCUAUCAACCAUGGGCUUCAGAGGACACUGGGGCCUUGGAACCAGGACUCCGAUGCAUGUGCAGAAGCCAGGAGACAACAGUUCACCACCAAAGCUUCCUUGGAGACUCCAGAGUGGACAGAGGCGGGGCUGUGGGUCAGGAGACCCCUGUGCAGAAAGGUGGGAGAUAGCCCUUUCCCACACCUUGGCAGCCAACAGCCCCUGCCGUGCAGCCUUUCCAAGGUGUCCUGGCCUCUCUGGUGCUUUCUAUGGGAACAUCAUCCUGAGGAAGCAACUUCUAACAGGAGUGAACAGUUUGCUACCAACAGCCUAAGAAGGGGAUCAAGGGACUCUUGUCUUUUAUAAGUUUUUGAUUUUUUUUAAAAAAAAACAAACAAACAAACAGGGAUUAACCCCAUGGCCAUUUUUUGUGGUACUCUGGCCUCAAAUCUUUAACCAAGAAUCACUGUGUUUACAUGAAAUGACAAUUUGAUACUGUAUUUGAUAUAAAACUAUUUUUUGUUACUGGGGUUUACAUCAAAGCACGUUGUUUAUACAACUAACUGAUUUCUGGGGCACUCUCACUGAGACCUGACACUCCCUGGAAUGCAGGUGCAGGAAGGCCUGGUAAAACAGGGGCAUGUCCUCCUGGUAAACCAGGUUGCGUGUCCUUCACCAAAAGCAGUUGGAAAUCACUGAGAGUCUUGCAUCUGCAUAGGUUUCGUUUUCACAAGAAAUGUAAAGUAUAAUUUAAAAUAUUAGCCUUCUUUUCUACAAUAUAAAGGAGACUCUCUGUUUUUUUAAAAGAACAUCAUUAAAUUAGGAUAUUUUUAUUAUUUUUAAAGAAAAUGUAAAACUCCAUGCUGUCAGCCAUCCUCAGCAACUCAGGCACUGGCUGCCUCUCCGUGUCAGGGCAGGCCCCACUUCCCCUCCCCCAGCCCCACCCACCUCUGCCCUACAGCAGGAGGGGCUGCAGCUGAGCUUAUGGGGGGACGUGCAGCCUCCAUUCCAGUCACGGCAGAACUGCCACAGACUGUUGUUUUCCUCUUUUUUGUGUGUUUCAGAAACAAAUUCUGUUCUUUGGGAACUCUGUACCUCGUAGGGCAGAUAUUUUUAUAUGUGUGUAUAUAUGUUCAUGUGUGUACAUAUGAUCUUGGUGUAAAGGAUGUAUUUAUGGUCUCACGCUGCUGAACAUGUGUCACUUUACGGUCCCUCCCUGUCUCCUCACCCUGCUGCCAUGGGAGGCCACCGAGGCUCGGUCACCACUGUUUGUCCAGGAAAAACACCCUCCUCCCCUGCCCUAUGGCUUGCAAAGCCAUUACUGGCUACACAUUCAGAGAAUGGUAAUAAAAUAAAAAACGUGCGAAGACUCUGUA
Arvicanthis niloticus (Nile rat) is the source of this 5395-nucleotide messenger RNA. RefSeq names its product MCF.2 cell line derived transforming sequence like (gene Mcf2l). NCBI's taxonomy places the organism in Eukaryota, Metazoa, Chordata, Mammalia, Rodentia, Muridae. The record is from RefSeq and is a predicted model, not a curated record. Gene Ontology annotation, cellular component: cytoplasm. Gene Ontology annotation, biological process: positive regulation of Rho protein signal transduction; intracellular signal transduction. Gene Ontology annotation, molecular function: guanyl-nucleotide exchange factor activity; protein binding.